Messenger RNA from Mizuhopecten yessoensis (Yesso scallop), 1739 nucleotides. RefSeq lists its product as uncharacterized. The transcript is spliced from 8 exons. Lineage: Eukaryota; Metazoa; Mollusca; Bivalvia; Pectinida; Pectinidae. The record is from RefSeq and is a predicted model, not a curated record. Bases 19 to 447 code for a protein of 142 amino acids.
UCCUGCGGUACCGACAACAUGUAUGUAACGGGAGUUGCCCUGAUUUGUACCAGUAUUCUCACGCUCCUGUUAACAGUUGGACUUGGAAUAUUCAUUAGUCGAAAUGGUAGACUGCCUUUUAUAAAAGGUCAGCAUCUUAAACAAAGGGAAUUUCAGAACGUGCAACUUUCAGAACGAGCUGUGACACCCAAUGAAGAGGAGGACGAACGAUCUCCAUACGAACAACUUGAUACGAAUGAAAUUACCAAGGCGUCUGUUUACUCUGAAAUAGGAGGUCAUCUUCCAGGUCGCCGGAAAGAUCCAGUCAAUGAAAACAGAGAAUACGAGUCAUUGGAGGGUCGGUCUAAUCCAAACGUCUAUGAAGAGCUCCAAGGUAAAGUAUCUGUUGAGAAAGAGAUAUAUAUCAACACCGCAAUUACUGAGGGGUCUUCUGGUCACAGGAAAUAAUCCAUCUGGUUUACAACAAGUCGUAAUAACGAACAACCUGAGAACGUUUCAAUUAAUACGUCAGCUUUUCAAAAGACUUCUAUCAGACAUUACCUAUCAAACGAAGACCGGAAACGUUAUGAAUAAUAAUCGAUAUAUAUUAAUCAUAGAUCAUUUCGAUUGUUUUAAUUAUGGAUAGAUACAGUUGUGUGAUUGCACAAUGCACCGAAAUAACCCUGGACACAUCGUGUGCACAAUUUGACAAAGAGCAAGUCAGCAGCCCUUAUUUCACCUCUGCACUUGUGACAGUCCAGGCAUAAGUGUUGAACAUGCAUACUUGGAUGAUUUUAUUGGGUAUUCAGUCGUUACAAUAUGACGGAAUUAUUUCGUUUUCCAAUACACUGGUUAUUUACGUGCUAUUUCCGAAAACAGAGAAAGACAUAUACACGUUUGAAUGACUAAAAUUAAUAGUGUGUCACUUGGUAGGUGCAUAUUGUUUUCCGCUCCAAAAUAUAAAUAUUUUAUACCAAGAAAUAUUUAGAGGUUUACCAUAGAGGGAGGUGUUUACUUACUAUAUCUUGCUAUUCAUAUCUACAAUAACAAGAAUUUCCAUAAUACACGACAUUGGUAGGAUUGUCGCCCAUUUAUGAGUUCAUCUGUCGUCAGAUGACAGCCAGUUAAUCAGGCGAAAACGCUAGUAAGUAUGUUAAUAGUUUAUUUAUAUAUUUCCAUUGUACAGAUCACACUUGCACUAUGCUAUAUAUGUCUCUCUCUAUAUAUACCCUUUACGACGAACCCUCUAUUAAUUUUACUGUAUAUACAUGUGUGCCCUGAAUGAUAUUAUCGUAUAUGAUGCUCCUGGUAUAUUUUUAGAAAUUGUAGGCUAGCAAUUUGACGGCAUUUUCAGAUUGUUUUUAUUGAAACGUGUGGAAGACGCGGUUAAAUGGAUACCGAUAAGACGAGAAUACGUUGCAUUAGUUUUUUUUUUUAAAUCCUGUUUGUAAAGAACUAUGUAAACUAAUAGUCUAGUAUGAGAUAAUGUGUGCAAUCACUUCAUUCUGUUUUAAGUAGAAAAUUACAUUUCUACCACGGGUCAAAUUAAAAAUGCGAGCACAUGAUUUCAUAUCAACGCAUAUACAUGGAUUCUCCUUGUAAUAUUCGUCAACCAAAAAAAAUGUUUUUAUACGGUUUUUGGCAUGUAAACAUGAACUUGUGUUAACACAAAUGUAUUGUUUUUAUUACAACGUAUGUUGUAUGAUAUACAACGUACGUAGUAACGCAACAUAAAUCAACAUUUUAAUUAUUUGUUCAAU